Molecule: messenger RNA, 708 nt
Organism: Onthophagus taurus
Lineage: Eukaryota; Metazoa; Arthropoda; Insecta; Coleoptera; Scarabaeidae
Source: RefSeq, a predicted model, not a curated record
AGAUGUAAGAAGUGUUGGAGGGAUUAAGAAAAAACGAUUUUUAGGAUGCCCCGUAGACUUGGCCACCAUUUGGAUCGAAGGCAACAAGUGCACAGUGUUCCUUGUCUGGGGGAUCUUUUAACUGCGAGACCUUCGGGACUUACGGAACCGGAAGCAUGGGCAAUUCUUUGUCAAGCUGUGCAAGCUUUACAGGAUUUAUUUCUUUCUGACGGUGCAUCGAACGGCUCGAGCACCCCUUUCGUCACCCCAUCCACCCUUCUAUUGUCGGGUAGGGGGAGAGUGAAGUUCCAGGCGACUUCUUUUACAUUCGGGGGACCCCCUUCACACUUGAGUGGCUACUUAUCUCCCGAAUAUAAACCAGGAAAACCAUGCAGCGAUACCGAAAUCGAAAAGAUGUGGAUCUUUGCGUUGGGCGAAACGCUGAAGAGGGCCACCCUCACGAGUCACUCUGCCACAUCGAGGCUGAGUGGCGAACUAUGUCGCGUCCUAACGGACAUGACCAAGCCCGAGGCCACAUCCAGAGCUUCCCUUAUGCAUCUCCUCGACAUAAUAUCGGAAUAUUGUAAAAGACGUCAACAAACACGACCCUUUUCCCAUAUUGUCAUGGAUCUUCAUCAAGAGGCAAUGGCAGCUUUAGAAACAGCUUUGGAUACCCCAUGGGGACCACCAGCUAUGCCAGAACUAAGGAGUUUGACAAGAAAUAGGUAA